Messenger RNA from Paraglomus brasilianum, 936 nucleotides. The record is from the annotation of a GenBank genome assembly. Lineage: Eukaryota; Fungi; Glomeromycota; Glomeromycetes; Paraglomerales; Paraglomeraceae.
AUGAACGAAAUAUCCAUCUUCCCUUAUCCCAAAGAGGACCCAACAAAAGUACACCUGCGACAGCAAGUCGAUUCUCUCCGGGCAGACUUGGCUGAGAAGAAUGCUUUCAUAGCCACAGUUCAAAAACAUGUUAACCGACAACAGCCUGUUCCUCCUUCUAUGGAAUCUACGACUGGCCGCGUAAUAGAACGGCUGCAGCUUGACAUUGAUUCGUUAAAAAAAGAACUGUCGGAUUCUAAAAGCCAAUUGCAAGUUGCAAGGGUAGCCCGCGAGCGUGCAGAAAGACAGGUACAAGAACACGCACAAUCACAUCAAUCAUUUCUAUUGGAACUUGAUUCACUCAAGAGGAUAUUGGAAAGAAAAGAAAGGCAGGUUAAAGAGUUGGAGCAUUCGAUAAAGGAAAGCGAUCAAAAAAGUAUGGAUAUGAAGUUCGAUAGGGAUAAUGCAAAUACAAAACUCAGACAGACUGAACUAAAAGUGUCGGAUCUAGAGCGUAAAGUCCACGAGGCUCUUGCCGCAAAGGAACAAGCCGAGCACGAGUACUCCCUCUUAACAAAAGAAAUGAAGUCCUUCAAACGACGCUAUCAAGAAGAUGUGGAUAUCGUCAAGAAAGAAUUCGAUGAACUGCGUGAACAAUUAAAAACAACCUCUCAUUCGCUCGAAGAUACUAUUCUUAUGACUGGAAUUCAAGUGGAAGAGUUAACAACGGGUAGAAAGACUGAGCUGUUGGAAUUAGAGCAAUUACAGGAGAAAUUAAAAGAGAAUCAAGAAAAUUACGCAAAACAAUUCUUGCUGGAAAUUGAGAAAAUGAAGACUGACGUUGAGAAGAAUACACGGUCGACCGAUGAAUUUUACCAGGAAGUAGUUAAGAUGAGAAGUGAAAUUGUGGGCAAGUUGAAUUGGUUUACAAAGGUCGCGAAUGCUAAGCAAAUUUAG